UCAUCAGUAGUGUUUGACUAUCCCAAACAAAUAGCAGCAAAAUCAUUCGAAAAACGCCGGACAAGAAACAAAUAUUUAAAAAAAGUAUUAAUUAUAGAGCAGGAAUAUGUAUAGGGUUCUCUCGGUACUGUUAAUGUGAUUAGUAUAAGUAUAUGGUAGCAAAACAAAAGUAAGAAAGAAGGAAAUAGUCCAGAAUCGGAUGUAUGAAUUGAUGAUGAAGCUCGCAGAUCAAAGUCAGACGUAGCCAGAGACUGGACGUGUUUUACAUUUUUCUAUCUAUUAUUUUUGCAAUGACAAUACGUGUUGUGGUUGAUGCAGUAAUCGUUUGAGGAAACUGGAUCCUCUCUAUGUGGUAUAGCUUGAAGUUAUUUUCAUUUGCUUCUUUCCAAGACGAAUAGUUCAAGUUCAUGUGUUUAAAAGUUUGAUUAUAUUAUCCAGCAUAAUGGAAAAGGAAAGGUUUUCAUUGCUGCUGCUUGAGCCGGGAGAGAUUUAUUUUGAGGAUUUCUCUGUGGAUUUGCUCCAGCCAGACGAUAGAAAUCAUUCGAGCGAAUCUCCAAUCACAUCGUCAUCGCACUCUUCGUCAUCACAUGCAUCGCAGUCGAUCAUCGGUCGAUUGAAGAUGUGCUCAAAGUCGGUGGUAUUCGAGGCUAAGGACAAUCUUCGAAUGCCGCUGAUAAAAAUUGCCUACAAGGAUUGCCUACAGAUUCGACGCUGGGAGCCGACCGGCGUCAAAGCGCUCGAAUACAAUGUGCUGGCCAUCGAGUGCUCCCAGUACACCGAGAUGCUGAAUGACAAUGUGGUUCAACCGUAUCACUUCCGACAGCAUAGACGCUUCUUUCUGUUCAACUUUCACUACGCCAAGCUGGAGGAUUACAUCCAGCAGCUGUGUCAGCUUCAUCGAGCCUCGACCUUGCAUGCUUACGAGCAGAACAGCAUGAUUGCAACCAUCGUCUUUUCGCGGCACAAUCGAGUGCGCUUCAACCCGCUGUGGCUGGACAAUCUGUACGAGAAGAUUAUCGUAGACUAUCAGGUGGACGAAAUCAAUCCGCUGGUGGUGAAUCCCGGCCGGUUGCUGCUGACCAAUGUAUUUCUGUACUUUCAACCGUACAACAACAUCCAAACGUACCCAGUGCUCAAAAUCCGUCUUAAAUCUAUCAAAAGCUUCCUUAAACGCCGUUUCUUGUUGCGGCACGUGGGACUGGAGGUCAGAUGGACCCAGGGCGACCAGGAAAAACUGCUCUACGUGUCGUUUCGAAACCAAUCGGAACGCGAUGAUUUCUUCAACAAUGUAACCCAGCAGGAAGACUUUUCCGUCGUCGAACAAAUCCCGGAAAGCAUUACCCUCAAGUGGCAAAAUGGUAUCAUAUCCAACUACGAAUACUUGCUCUACCUAAACAGCUUAGCCGAUCGAACAUAUCAAGAUCUAACGCAAUAUCCGGUGUUUCCGUGGGUGAUAUCCGAUUAUAGCUCCGAUUGGUUGGAUUUGAACGACCCCAAGGUGUACCGGGAUCUAACGAAACCCAUUGGGGCGCUGAACGAGGAGAGAUUGCAAAGACUGAAGGAGCGUUGCGAGGAAAUGGGCGAUCCCAAGUUUCUCUACGGGUCGCACUACUCCGCUCCAGGGUUGGUUCUGUUUUAUCUGGUGAGAAAAUAUCCCAAACUGAUGCUGUGCUUACAAAACGGAAGGUUCGACCACCCGGACCGGAUGUUCAACAAAGUGGAGGACGUGUUCAACAAUUGUCUGAACAACAUGGCCGAUUUCAAGGAAUUGAUUCCGGAGUUUUACGAUACGGAGACGAAGGGUGAUUUUCUGUUGAAUAAAAUGAAAAUUAACUUUGGGCAGAAGUUCGAUGGAACGCCGGUUAACCAUGUGAGUCUUCCGAAGUGGGCCGACGGAAGUCCGGAGAAGUUCGUAGGAAUGCUACGCGAAGCGCUGGAGUCGGAUUAUGUCAGCAGUAGGUUACAUCAUUGGAUUGAUUUGAUCUUUGGGUAUAAGCAACGGGGAGAAGAAGCUUUGAAGGCGGACAAUUUAUUCUACUACCUCUGCUACGAAGGUUCUGUGGAUUUAGAUCAAAUAAAAGACCUAGCUGCCAGGCACGCGCUGGAAGUGCAAAUCUCCGAAUUCGGCCAAAUUCCCAAGCAAUUGUUCCGGACGCCUCACGUAUCAAAACUGCUAAGCAUUGAUGCUCCCGUGGGAUGCCCGAGAACGUUAUCCAUGGACGGAGAACUUCGUAUUGCCAUGGAUGCCCAAUACUUUUCGCAUAAGGAUGAAAUUACCUCGAUGUUGUUGGACGAGGAAACGAAACAUAUUUUUACAACAAGCAAGGACGGUACAUUUAAGUGUUAUAGCUUGCUGGAAAGGAGACAAAUCCGAAGCGUGCAGAUAAGUGACAUGCCCCUCAGUGCAAUACGGCUGACUAACGGAAAGUCGGCUAUACUGGGUUGUUGGGACAAUAGCAUAAUUAUUUACAAUUUAGACUACGGAAAAAUCUCUCAGGUGAUUGCGGCCCAUGACGAUGCUGUGUCCUGUUUGUCCAGUGUUAAAGGAAGCGAAAUAUUGGUGUCCGGAAGUUGGGAUUGCAGUGUUAAGAUUUGGAACGACUUCCACAUUGAUUCCGUCAUCGGUUACCUUCCACUGGAGGACAAAAUCGUGUGUUUGGACACGUUUCAGUCGGAUUGUUCCUUGCGGGUCGCGAUCGGCACUGCCUGCGGUGAACUGUUUCUCUGGAACCUCCAAGUAACACGAGAACAAUCGGGCCAAAGUCUGCCAUACAUCGACUCACAAGAGCACAAACUCGUUCUCCAGCACAAGGAGGCCGUGUGCGUGGUGCGGUUCAACCGCAAUUGUUCGUUGAUUGUAAGCUGCGGUGAGGAUCGAAUGUUCAACAUCAUCGACAUCGAGACGGGAAUGGUGAUAUUCAAGCGGGAAAUGCCGAUACCAAUCAGAAGUCUUUGCUGGGCAAAGGACGACAAGUAUCUCUUGAUGGGAGACCAGGGUGGGACAAUGUAUGUGUGGAACAUGCUGGAAGGACUGAUUCAAAAAGAAGUUCGAGUGCAUUCCGAUUGCAUUUAUUGUAUCGGAUGCACGGACAAGAGUCAAAUAGUAACAAGUGGCAAAGACGACCGUGACUAUUGUGUCAAAAUUUGGAAGAGCAAUCUGUGAGAACGCUGCGUCCAUUUUAUUCAG
Messenger RNA from Aedes albopictus (Asian tiger mosquito), 3187 nucleotides. RefSeq names its product protein FAN. The record is from RefSeq and is a predicted model, not a curated record. Lineage: Eukaryota; Metazoa; Arthropoda; Insecta; Diptera; Culicidae. The coding region runs from base 443 to 3163 and encodes 906 amino acids. The transcript has 8 exons. Gene Ontology annotation, molecular function: protein binding.